This is a messenger RNA of Prunus persica (peach), 705 nucleotides long. RefSeq names its product calmodulin-like protein 8. Lineage: Eukaryota; Viridiplantae; Streptophyta; Magnoliopsida; Rosales; Rosaceae. Gene Ontology annotation, molecular function: enzyme regulator activity; calcium ion binding. The record is from RefSeq and is a predicted model, not a curated record. Bases 65 to 529 code for a protein of 154 amino acids. The transcript is spliced from 4 exons.
AUAUGUCUCAUUUCUGUGUAACUGUGUGCAAACAAAAAAGGUGGUUAACUUGGAAAUUGAGAUUAUGAUCAAACACAGCAUGGGAGAGGUCUUAACUGAACAACAGAUUGCUGAGUUUCAGGAAGCUUUCUGUCUUCUUGACAUGGAUGGAGAUGGCUGCAUUACCAUUGAAGAACUGGGGACUGCGCUCAAAUCAUUGGAUCAACAUCCUACGGAAGAAGAGCUGCAGAAUAUGAUAAGCGAAAUCGAUGCUGAUGGGAAUGGAACCAUAGAGUUUGGGGAGUUCUUGCAUCUCAUGGCAAGAAAAAUUCAGGAAAAUGAGGUGGAUGCAGAAUUGAGAGAAGCUUUCAAAGUUUUUGACAAGGAUCAGGAUGGCUACAUUUCACCUAAUGAGUUGAGGCAUGUGAUGAUUAAUCUUGGAGAAAGACUGACAGACGAAGAGGUAGAGCAAAUGAUCAGAGAAGCAGAUUUGGAUGGUGAUGGCUUAGUCAAUUAUGAUGAAUUUGUGAGAAUGAUGUUAGCAUUUUGAUUUUGAUUUUGAGUUUGAGUUGUUCGAAUAAUAAAGUGACGUCGUUUUGAUUGAUUUUGUACAUUUCUGGUUUCAAUUUGUAUUGGGCCGUGCUCUUAUAAGAGUCCAUUUCUAUUAAUCUAUUUCCCUAAUUUAAUUUCGAGGAAUCUUUAAUUCUAUGCACUUUUUUCUUUUUC